Molecule: messenger RNA, 7082 nt
Organism: Mus pahari (shrew mouse)
Lineage: Eukaryota; Metazoa; Chordata; Mammalia; Rodentia; Muridae
Gene: Pla2r1
Product: phospholipase A2 receptor 1
Exons: 30
Coding region: 177-4637 (1486 amino acids)
Cellular component (GO): plasma membrane; signaling receptor complex
Molecular function (GO): signaling receptor activity
Source: RefSeq, a predicted model, not a curated record
ACGCCCAGAAGCCCCAAGUGUACACGCUGUGGCGACAAGGGAGGCGAGUUCAUCCCCAGGGCUCCAGGGUGGCGAGGUCCUCGAGAAGAGUGGUAGCUUCUCUUCUUGCCUCCUGCAGUCUAGUCCAGAGCAGGGGACACGGUUCUGGUCCCCGUGGGUGUCACCUAGCGUACCUGAUGGUGCAGUGGUUAGCGAUGCUGCAGCUGCUCUGGCUGCAGCUGCUGCUGCUGGGGGUUCACCGGGGCAGCGCCCAAGAUUUGACUCACACCCAGGAACCGACCCUCGAGUGGCGUGAUAAAGGAAUGUUCAUUAUCCAGAGCGAGAGCCUGAAGACAUGCAUGCAGGCAGGUAAAUCUGUCCUGACCCUGGAGGACUGCGAGCAGCCAAAUGAGCGCAUGCUAUGGAAAUGGGUUUCUGACGACCACCUCUUUAAUGUGGGAGGCAGUGGCUGCCUAGGUCUGAACAUAUCUACUCUGGACCAACCGUUAAGGCUCUAUGAAUGCGAUUCCACCCUCGUUUCCCUGAGAUGGCAUUGUGACAGGAAGAUGAUCGUGGGCCCACUCCAGUACAAGGUCCAGGUGAAGCCUGACCACACAGUGGUGGCAAGGAAACAGAUCCAUAGGUGGAUCGCCUACAUGUCCAGUGGUGGGGACAUUUGUGAGCAUCCUAACAGAGAUUUAUAUACAUUAAAAGGGAAUGCAAAUGGGAUGCCUUGCGUGUUUCCUUUCCAGUUCAAAGGUCAGUGGCACCAUGACUGUAUCCGAGAAGGGCAUAAAGAGCGCCUGCUGUGGUGUGCCACUACAAGCCGAUACGAAGAAGACGAGAAGUGGGGAUUCUGCCCAGAUCCUACCUCUAUGAAGGUGUUCUGUGACGCUACGUGGCAAAGGAAUGGCAGUUCACACAUUUGCUACCAGUUCAACCUGCUUUCGUCUCUGUCUUGGAACCAGGCCCAUUCUUCAUGCCUGAUGCAAGGAGGCGCUCUGCUAAGCAUGGCAGAUGAAGAUGAGGAAGCUUUCAUAAGGAAGCGCUUGAGCAAGGUAGUCAAAGAAGUGUGGAUUGGUUUGAAUCAGCUGGAUGAGAAGGCUGGCUGGCAGUGGUCUGAUGGAACACCACUCAGCUACCUGAACUGGAGCCAAGAGAUAACUCCUGGGCCAUUUGUUGAGCAUCAUUGUGGAACCUUGAAUGUUGCCUCAGCUGUCUGGAGGAGCAGGGACUGCGAGUCCACCUUGCCUUAUAUAUGCAAACGGGAUCUAAACCACACUUCGCAGGGAAUCCUGGAAAAGGACUCCUGGGAGUACCAUGCCACUCACUGUGAUCCUGACUGGACUCCCUUCAACCGUAAAUGCUACAAACUUAACAAGGACAAAAAGAGCUGGCUUGGGGCUCUGCACUCUUGCCAAUCUAACGACAGCGGGUUGAUGGACAUAGCCUCACUGGCAGAGGUGGAGUUUCUUGUAAACCUCCUUAGGGAUGAAAAUGCAUCAGAAACGUGGAUUGGUUUGAGUAGCAAUAAAAUCCCAGUUUCCUUUGCGUGGUCCAGUGGCUCCUCUGUCAUCUUCACUAACUGGUACCCUCUGGAGCCUCGAAUUCUUCCUAACAGAAGACAACUGUGCGUCUCAGCCGAGCAAUCUGACGGACGCUGGAAAGUGAAAGGUUGUAAAGAAACACUCUCUUAUAUUUGUAAGAAAGCAGGGCAAGUCCCUAAUGAUGAGGACUCCGGAUGUCAAGCGGGCUGGGAGAGACACGGCAGAUUCUGUUACAAAAUCGACACAGUCCUGAGAAGCUUUGAGGAGGCUUCCAGUGGUUAUUACUGCUCUCCUGCCCUCCUGACCAUCACCAGCCGAUUUGAACAAGCUUUUAUUACCAGUUUGAUCAGUAGUGUGGCAGAAAAGGACAGUUAUUUUUGGAUUGCUCUUCAAGACCAGAGCAAUACGGGAGAGUACACUUGGAAGACCGUGGGACAGAGGGAGCCGGUGCGGUACACAUACUGGAACACACAUCAACCCAGCAAUCGCGGUGGCUGCGUUGUCGUGCGAGGAGGAAGUUCACUUGGUCGCUGGGAAGUGAAGGAUUGUAGCGACUUUAAGGCAAUGUCUCUGUGCAAGACACCAGUAAAAAUCUGGGAGAAAACAGAGUUUGAAGGGAGGUGGCCCUUUCACCCCUGCUAUAUGGAUUGGGAAUCAGCCACUGGUCUGGCCAGUUGCUUCAAGGUGUUUCAUAGCGAAAAGGUCCUGAUGAAAAGAUCCUGGAGAGAAGCGGAAGCAUUCUGUGAGGAGUUUGGGGCUCACCUUGCAAGCUUUGCCCAUAUAGAGGAAGAAAAUUUCGUGAAUGAGCUGCUACAUUCAAAAUUUAAUUGGACACAGGAAAGGCAGUUCUGGAUCGGAUUUAAUAAAAGGAACCCACUGAAUGCCGGUUCUUGGGCGUGGUCUGAUGGGUCGCCUGUUGUCUCUUCAUUUUUAGACAAUGCUUAUUUUGAAGAAGAUGCAAAAAAUUGUGCUGUGUAUAAGGCAAACAAAACAUUGUUGCCCUCGAACUGUGCUUCCAAACACGAGUGGAUAUGCAAAAUUCCAAGAGAUGUGAAACCCAAUUUUCCAGACUGGUACCAGUACGAUGCGCCAUGGCUCUUCUAUCAAAACGCCGAGUACCUUUUCCACACCCACCCCGGGGAGUGGGCCACCUUUGAGUUUGUCUGCGGCUGGCUGCGAAGUGACUUCCUCACAAUUUAUUCUGCUCAGGAGCAAGAAUUCAUCCACAGCAAAAUCAAAGGGCUCUCGAAGUAUGGCGUGAAGUGGUGGAUCGGACUUGAAGGAGGAGGAGCCAGAGAUCAAAUUCGGUGGAGUAACGGGUCACCUGUGAUAUUCCAGAACUGGGACAAAGGAAGAGAAGAAAAUGUGGAUAGCCAGAGAAAGCAAUGUGUCUUCAUAUCUUCCAUAACAGGGCUCUGGGGGACUGAGAACUGCUCUGUCCCCAUGCCCAGCAUCUGUAAGCGAGUGAAGAUAUGGGUCAUCGAGAAGGAGAAGCCACCGACACAGCCUGGCACAUGCCCCAAGGGGUGGCUGUAUUUUAACUAUAAGUGCUUCCUGGUGACAAUUCCCAAGGACCCUCGGGAGCUGAAGACCUGGACAGGUGCUCAGGAAUUCUGCGUUGCCAAGGGUGGGACGCUGGUCUCCAUCGAAAGUGAAUUGGAACAAGCUUUUAUUACUAUGAAUCUUUUCAGCCAGACCACGAAUGUGUGGAUAGGCUUACAAAGUACUAAUCAUGAGAAAUGGGUAAAUGGGAAGCCUAUGGUGUAUUCUAACUGGUCUCCAUCGGAUAUAAUAAAUAUCCCAAGUUAUAACACCAUUGAAGUUCAAAAGCAUGUUCCUCUCUGUGCCCUCAUGUCAAGUAAUCCUAAUUUCCAUUUUACUGGAAAAUGGUAUUUCGAUGACUGUGGGAAAGAAGGCUAUGGCUUUGUCUGUGAAAAAAAGCAAGAUACCCUUGAACACCAUGUAAACGUGUCGGAUAUGAAUGCAAUCCCCAGUACGUUAGAAUACCGAAACACGACGUAUAAGAUAAUCCGUGGGAAUAUGACUUGGUACGCCGCAGGAAAGUCCUGUCGCAUGCACAGAGCAGAACUGGCCAGCAUUCCAGAUGCGUUUCACCAGGCCUUCCUCUCGGUUCUCCUCAGCAGGCUGGGACACGCCCACUGGAUUGGACUCGCCACCACAGAUAAUGGUCUGGCUUUUGCCUGGUCAGAUGGCACCAAGUCCCCUUUCACCUACUGGAAGGAUGAGGAGUCAGCCUUUCUUGGUGACUGCGCUUUUGCUGAUGCCAACGGACGCUGGCAUAGCACAGCCUGUGAGUCAUUUCUGCAAGGCGCCGUUUGUCACGUACUCCCUGAAACAAAGGCAUUUGAGCACCCAGUGCUGUGCUCAGAAACAUCAGUUCCCUGGAUAAAAUUUAAAGGUAAUUGCUACAGUUUUUCUACAGUCCUGGAGAGCAAGAGUUUUGAAGAUGCUCAUGAAUUUUGCAAAAGAGAAGGAUCUAAUCUGUUGGCAAUCAGGGAUGAGGCUGAAAAUUCAUUUCUCCUGGAGGAGCUUCUUGCGUUUGGGUCUUCUGUGCAGAUGGUUUGGUUGAGUGCUCAGUUUGAUAGUAACAACAAAACCUUAAGGUGGUUUGACGGAACACCCACAGAACAGUCAAACUGGGGCCUUCGGAAGCCAGACAUGGAACACCUCAAGCCCCAUCAAUGUGUUGUCCUGAGGAUCCCUGAAGGAAUAUGGCACUUUACCCCAUGCGAGGACAAAAGGGGAUUCAUAUGUAAAAUGGAAGCAGGCAUUCCAGCUGUAACGGCACAACCAGAGAAAGGACUAAGCCACAGCAUCGUUCCUGUCACAGUAACACUGACGUUGAUAAUAGCCCUGGGCAUUUUCAUGCUUUGCUUCUGGAUAUACAAGCAGAAUAGUGGAGUCUUCCAGCGACUCACGGGGUCUAGGGGUUCUUACUACCCUACGCUCAACUUCAGUACAACACAUUUAGAAGAGAACAUUCUCAUUUCUGAUCUUGAGAAGAACACCCAUGAUGAAGAAGUUAGAGAAGCUCCAGCUACAGAGAGCAAAAGAGGCCACAAAGGGCGUCCUAUCUGCAUUUCCCCUUAACAAGAUGCCAUUAUAGUGUGAAUUGCACCUCUGUUUUAAUUAAUCUUCAAGCACUGGUUUUGAAUUUUAACCAAAUCAGAUGGGAUUUAAUGUAUUCAUUUCCUUUAACCGUGGCCAAUUCUGAAAAGGGGCACUGGUUAUUAUUUUAAAAGACAAGAACUAUUAAAUAGAAUUCUCAAGCCAGUCUGGUAAGCAUUCAACAUGUAAGUACACUCAUACAUUCAGAGAAAGGGGGCAUGUCCUUUCACUCUAUAUAGUGGGAUGGUACUUCUGGGAGUCAGGGCUUGUUUGAUUCUAAUUCAACCAUUUUUAAAUGGUGUGGUUUGGGAAAAUCCUAAAUUUUAAACUUCAGGUUCUGAGCUCUCAACUAAUACUUUGAAUGACAAAGUUUUAUUAGACCUGAUUCUCAAGUUAAAUGGGAGAAAUGCCACCUUCUCUGAAAUAUGAAGAACUCAGUAGACGGGCACUCCCAGGAACAACCAUACAGUUUACAAUGUGCCAUAAAACCUCACCUGUUAAGUUAUUGCCAUGAUUUAAAGAUAUCUAUUAGGUACACUUAGAGAAAUGCAUUGAGAUUUCAAUAUUGUCAAAGUUUAUGGACCUUACUUAUUAAAAACUAAAAUCUAAAGUUAUAAAAUACUAUAUAACAAUCUUUUGUUAUUGUUCUGUUUUGUUUUGUUUUCAAGACAUAGCCUGUCUGUAUAAACAGUCCUGGCUGUCCUAGAAUUCACUUUAUAUGCCAGGCUAGCCUCAAACCCUCCGCCUCUGCCUCCCAGUGCUAGGAUUAAAGGUGUGUGCCACCACUACCAGGCAAUAUGUAAUCUAACCAGGACUUACAGAAUAGAUGUAACUCAAACUUAAAGAGAAAAAAAAUGAAAAUCUGAAUUGUGCUCUCAUUAGAACCAAAUUAGACAAGAUGUUGAAAAAAAUACUGAAUAAAAUGACCCUGGAGUUGGUGUUUUAAAAUAAACUGUCAAUUCUGACCCUCUCCUUUUCGUCUUGGAUUAGUUGAUGCCAUUGGUUGGUUAAUAAGGAUUAAGAGUAUGAUAUUUAGGGCCAGGAGACAGUUCCAUUGGUAAAGUAUCUGCUGUGCCAUCUUGAGGACCUGAGUUCAAAUCCCUAGUACCCACAUAAAGACUAGGUGCAGUGGUGCACAUCUGUAACCCCAACUCUGGGGUGGGUAUGGGACAAAACCAUGGGAAUCCCCCUCCAGUCUAUCCACGUUGAUGAAUUUCAGGUUCAGUGACAGACUUUAUCUCAAAAAACUAGCAUGGGAAAAGAUAUCUAAUGUUAGCCUUUGGCCUCUGUAUGUCCGCACACAUAUAUGUGCAUGCACCCUCACACACACACACACACACACACACACACAAAUUAAAUUUUUAAAGUAUAUUUCCUGUGUAUUAAAAUGUCACAGGUUUGAUAUUCCUUCAUUAAUUUAUGAUAAAUAAGUGUAUCCAUAAUCAAUAGUGAGAGGUUACUUGCCACGUAAGUGUUUACUGAGUGUCUUUAUUAAGAUAGAUCUCUGUUCUAGCAGCAGAUCUGGGGUGAGCAAGUCAGGGUGGUUUCUAUGCUCAUGACACGUUAUCCCAGGGAAGCAAUCUAUACACAGACGACAGGAGGUAGCUAUGAAAAUCAAGUAUGGUCCCCGCGAUAAACAUGGGCACUCUCAGGCUUGCCUCAGUGUGCAUUUCUGCCAGUACCAUCAAUGGUCCUGGUGCUACCUGCCACUCGUCACAAGGGGGCGCUCUGAGAAAAAGUAUGAAUGUGCUCUGCUCAGCAAACUGGGAUCCUUAGCAGUACAACCUGAAGACUAGAGUCCCUGUAGACUAUUACAAUGAAUACAGCUCCCUGUCACAGCUCUUUGCUACUACUGUUGUGUAGUUGACACGCUGGGACACUUGACUCUCUUAUUUUUUUUUCCCAAGUCAUAGGACUUAACUUUUAAAAGAACAUUAUAUUAGGUGGCUCAAAAGAACUAACCCGAUGGUAUAAAAACUCAAUUUAAAAAACUCUCAAGUGAAAUUAAAAUUCCUUUUAUUUCGGUGGAUUUGAUGAAGCUGUGGUCAAUUAGCCUCCCAGUAAAAGUAUAGAGUCACACAUAACAAUGGGACAAAAGUAUGCCCUUGCAGCCGUGGCUUUGCUGAAAGAGAUGAGAUCCUGUGUUGAGCCUGACCUGCAGCCUGUCCCCAUGAGCAGAUCUGCACUUGUUCCCAUUGCUGAAAUUUCAGAAACAUAUAGUACUAAGGGACUGGCUUUUUUCACAUAUGAACCCUUUAAAAUCCUUUCUAUAGCUCUCUUCUUCUUUCAUUAAUUUAAAAAUAUUUUUCAUACAAUAUAUCUUGAUCAUAUUCUCUCUCCUCUCAGACCUUCCCCACCUCCUUCCCCAUCUGACUUCAUAUUCUAUUUCUCAACAAUACAAUUAAAAUAAACUAACAAAAUAGUAAG